CACCAACAUCCUGCUCUGCCUGGAGUUGAUACCUGGCCAAGCGUCGGUGAGCAGGAAACAUGUCCUCUCGCUACCACCAAGCUGCCAGUGACAGCUACCUGGAACUUCUGAAAGAGGCGACCAGGAGGGAUCUGAACCUCUCUGAUGAGGAUGGCAUGACGCCCACACUCCUGGCCGCCUACCACGGGAACCUGGAAGCCCUGGAGAUCAUCUGCAGCAGAGGAGGGGACCCUGAUAGAUGCGACAUCUGGGGAAACACUCCUCUACAUUACGCAGCCUCCAAUGGUCAUGCCCACUGCGUCUCAUUCCUGAUCAACUUUGGUGCCAACAUCUUUGCCUUGGACAAUGAUUUACAGUCUCCACUGGAUGCUGCUGCCAGCAGAGAGCAGAAUGAAUGUGUUGCUCUCCUGGAUAAGGCAGCCACUGCCCAGAACAUCAUGAACCCCAAGAAGGUCACCAGGCUGAAGGAGCAGGCUCAGAAGAAUGCCAGGAGGCAGAUCAAAGAGUGUGAGAGGCUCCAGGAGAAGCACCAGAACAAGAUGGCCCGCACCUACAGAAAGGAGGAAGCCGGGACUCUCUCUUCUUCCAAGAGCACUCUUUCUAGGUCAUCCCUUUCAAAUGCAUCUGCUUCCAGCACAUUUGGGUCACUGUCUAAGGGCAUUAAAGGCACCUUCAAGAUACAGUUCAAGAAGAAUAAAGAUACAGCAGAGCAGGGAGGAAAGGAGUGCCGAAACGGGCAGAGGAAUGUGAUGGAAGUGUUCAGCGAGGAGGAAGAAGACACAUUCUCAGGGGAGUCCAGAGAGAAGCUCUCAGCAGAGGACAGCUGUGCGCAACACGAAUCCAUUCUCAGUCGUCCAGGUCUAGGGAAUAUUGUUUUUAAAAGGAACAGAAUAUUGAGUCCUGAAGACAUGUCAGAUGACAAGAGAGGGUUGGAGUUUAAAGUGUCCAGUGAAUUGUUUCAGCGACAAGGAGCAGCACAGCCUGAGGAAGCAGAGGCUGAUGAAGAGGGAGAUGGAAACAGCUUGGAAGAGGCCCUGCCUUGGGAUGAGGAUGUGGUGGAGUGGGAGGAAGACGAGGGGGACGCUACGCCCCUGGAAGUGUUCCUGCAGUCCCACCACCUGGAACAAUUCCUUCCGUUUUUCAUGAGAGAGCAGAUUGAUCUAGAAGCUCUGUUGCUUUGCUCUGAUGAGGACCUUCAGAGCAUACAAAUGCAGCUGGGUCCCAGGAAGAAAGUUCUCAAUGCUAUAAACAGAAGGAAGCACGUGCUCCAGCAUCCUGGCCAACUGGUCGACACCAGUCUGUGAUGGCGUGCUUGACCAGCAGGGGGAGUCCGCAGCGUGGGCAAGGCAGUGCCCACUGGAUGCACUCCAGGCAGUACCUGCUCUCUACUGAAUGCCACCCCUGGGGAUGGUGUCUAGGGUUUUGGAAAUGCCCACCUAAAAGUUUGAGGCCCAAACUACUCUGAGAAAGUCUCUAUACCUACACAAAUAAACCACCAGUGAGAAACUCAAGGAGACCUGGGAAUAAAAAAUGGCAUUUCUCUUCA
Myotis daubentonii (Daubenton's bat) is the source of this 1546-nucleotide messenger RNA. It is a transcript of the gene ANKS4B, whose product is annotated as ankyrin repeat and sterile alpha motif domain containing 4B. Gene Ontology annotation, biological process: brush border assembly. The record is from RefSeq and is a predicted model, not a curated record. Gene Ontology annotation, molecular function: protein binding. NCBI's taxonomy places the organism in Eukaryota, Metazoa, Chordata, Mammalia, Chiroptera, Vespertilionidae.